Messenger RNA from Pieris macdunnoughi, 279 nucleotides. The record is from the annotation of a GenBank genome assembly. Lineage: Eukaryota; Metazoa; Arthropoda; Insecta; Lepidoptera; Pieridae.
AUGACACGACUUCUGCUUAUCCUCUUCGCAGUGUUAGCGGUAACAGUGGCGGAGCCAGCGCCUGGAUACCUAGCCCAUUCAGCAGUAUAUCCAGUAAUCCACCAUGCUCCUCUGUACCACGCGCCAAUCGUCCACCAUGCACCCAUAUACCACCAAGCGCCGGUAUACCACCACGCGCCGAUAUAUCACGCCCCAAUAGUACAUCACUCUCCAAUCAUAGCGCAUCCACCGGUCGUUAAAUACAAAGUGAAAUCGCAUUACCAUCUUUUUGGAAAAUAA